Rotaria sp. Silwood2 is the source of this 1761-nucleotide messenger RNA. The record is from the annotation of a GenBank genome assembly. NCBI's taxonomy places the organism in Eukaryota, Metazoa, Rotifera, Eurotatoria, Philodinida, Philodinidae.
ACCAUAUCGAUAUCUAUGUGAAACAGUUUCAUCACCUAAUCAAUAUAUCAGUUAUCAACAACUAGGUAAUGGGAUAAAUAAUUGUGCCGAUGGAAGUGAUGAAAUUUCUAAAAACGUUCAUUGGUCAUCUAUGAAAUGUGAUGUUGAUGAAAACUAUCCAUGCUGGGUUUUUCAAGCGAAUGGAAUCUAUGAAGAUAGAAUUUCCAGUGUCAAGAUGAACAGAAUUUUUCUCAAUGGAUCUGUACUAGCAUUGCGCGUCGAUGCAAUCGAACAGGUCAAUGUAUUAGUGAAGAAUAUUUCUGUGAUGGAGAAUUUGAUUGUGAUGAUGGAGAAGACGAAUUAAAUUGUCCUGAGGGAUCAAGAAGAUGGAACUUUGAAGAAAUAUGUAAUAGAACAAAUGAACAUUUUUGUAUUACUCAAUAUUAUCUUGAAGAUCCAAUAUCUAGACGUCCAUGUAUUCUGUAUAUUAAAGCUGGUGAUGGUCAUUUUGAUUGUUUAGGUGGCCGCGAUGAACGUAAUGUCUUUUCUUGUUCAGAUCAUUUGAUGUUAGAAGAUCGUUUCUCGUGUGACAAUCAAACAAAAUGUUUACAUUUUACGGUAAUAUGUGAUGGAAUUUAUCAUUAUCUUGACCGAACAGAUGAACUUAUUUGCCACUGGAAUCGAAUCUCCGAAACAAAUGAAGUACUCACAUUUCCUUUUUAUGGUUAUUGUAAUCGUGGUUUUUAUUUAACUAGAUACAACAAAACAAAAUCUCUCUGUUUUUUUCCACCGAGUUAUUAUGGUAAUCGUUACCAAUACAAUAGUCAACGAGUAACUGUACGUGUCUGGUUCGAUCGACGACAUUGUGUUGAUAUCCCAGUCGUCUUAAUUGUUUUGGUGACCCUUAUUUACAAUCAUAGUGAAAUUAUCGAUCAUCAACUCAUCUUCGACAUUAAUCAAGAUAAUAGAGUGAAAUAUAAGCUUUAUUUACUCUAUUCCCGGCCAAGACCUCACGGAUUAUAUUCAGUACGUUUUGAAGUUUAUCAUUCGAUGAUUUUUCUAGCGGCAUGGGAAUAUCAAAUGAGUCCAUUCAAUUUUCUACCUGUUUUUCGUCUGGCAAAAAUCUUACGUUUUUCAUCAAAUGUUCUUUCAUUAUUUUGUUCAACAAAUCUUUGUCACAACCAUGGAACAUGUUACUUAAUGAAUAAUAAUCAACAUUUAUGUUUAUGUCAAUGGCAAGGACAUUUUUGUGAAAAAACAUUAUUGAACGUUGCAUGUGCUUUGCAUUUUCUUGUAAGAGAUCGAAAUAUUUGUAAUUGCCCAUAUGGAUAUCUUCAACCAAAUUGUUUUGUUCGUAACAUUAAAUGUGAACAAUCGCAACCAUGUCAAACAAAUAUGGAAUGUUAUCCUAUUUCUAAUCAACCACCAACUGGUUUUUGGUGCCUAUGUAAUAAACUGAUGUGCAAUGUUCGAGACGCCCUAUUAACUAUCAAUCGAAAGGAAUUCAAGAAAUUACCAUAUCUUUUUCAAUUAUUGAAGAUAACUUCUGAUUAUCCACGUGUUCGACAACAGAUUCUUGUUUAUCCAUCAACAAAUUUUCCUAUUAGUACAGGGAUCAAUAUGCGCGAUCCACGUAAUACGAAAGACUAUCUUCCUGAAAUUGGUCUACUUUUUACAUUUGAACCUCUUGAGCGAUCAGUAGACAUUAUUCUUCAUCUACUCUAUAUUAAUUGUUCGACCAUUUUUCGAAAUCUCUCUGUCGAUCUUGAUGUUCAACUCUAG